Henningerozyma blattae CBS 6284 is the source of this 1293-nucleotide messenger RNA. RefSeq names its product Vps38p (gene VPS38). Gene Ontology annotation, molecular function: SNARE binding. The transcript has a single exon. Gene Ontology annotation, cellular component: phosphatidylinositol 3-kinase complex, class III, type II; endosome; lytic vacuole. NCBI's taxonomy places the organism in Eukaryota, Fungi, Ascomycota, Saccharomycetes, Saccharomycetales, Saccharomycetaceae. Gene Ontology annotation, biological process: SNARE complex assembly. The record is from RefSeq and is a predicted model, not a curated record. The coding region runs from base 1 to 1293 and encodes 430 amino acids.
AUGGUUCGAUAUUUAUUGUCUCAUAGAGUACGACAUGUGAAGUCUAUUGCUAUCCAUAAUAUUUCUCUCAUUAAGAAAGGCAUUUCUAAUCCAAUAAAAAGUAAUGAAAUUAAUACUAAUUUGUUUAUGACAGUGCCAUGUUUCUUCAUUGUAGAAACACUUGACGGUGACUGUAUCUAUAUUAGUGAGGUUCAGUCGUACUCUUCUAGAUGUUUACAAUUCAAUGAAUUACCGAAUUUUGACUGCAGCUUGUCUGGUAUUAAUUUGAAAAUAGUUUGCAAACUACCUUCUGAAAUUCUUACAAUAACUAGUAAGAAAGAUACUUGGUGUAUUUUAAAAGAAAUUGUGAUCGAUUUAAAUCGGUUAAGACCCAUAACUGAUAAAGAUGCUAUUCAAAGUGUGAAUAUGCCAUCUUUUGAAUUAUGUGACGGUAUUUAUACUUUAGCAAACGUUAAGUUAUUGAAUCUUCACAAUUCUACAAAAAGGGGGCAUAUCAGAUCUAAAAGUAGUAUGAAAAUAAAAGAGGUGAGUUCAUUUAAUUCUUUAUUAAAACUCAAUAAAGCAUUAGAUUAUAACAAACAAAUAAAUGAAGAAAAACAGGAAUUCGCUAAUAGGUCAGAAAGUUUGAUUGGAAAUGUGGAUAAGAAGGAAAUGUGGAAUAUACAAGAGUUAAAAAUGUAUAUUAAGCAAAUAAAGGAAAGUAUUGAAAAAAAAAACUCUAUACGAGAGCACUUAGAAGAGGUUUUAGGAGCAAAUUUAAAUAGUAGAGUAAUAUCCACGUCAUCAAUGGAAAAUGAAGUGGAUUAUGACUAUGGCAAUAAAUCAUCCAAAUUAAUUCAUAUCAAUAAUCGUCUCCGAAUAUUUAAUCUCCUACGAUUUGAACAAUUGAUAAAUAUUUUUUACUAUUCAAAACUAUUUGAAUCAAAUACAAAACUAAUAACUAUAAGAGAUUUCACCGUUUCAGGUGAAAAUUUAUAUGAUCGAAUACACUUUCAUCUGUUAGACACCAAAAAGAUAUUGAAAUUGUUGAAUCAUUCAAAUGAAGAUAAAAAUUAUAUAAAUAUCCAUUUAGGAUAUUAUCUUUUGUUCGUUAAUUUGCUGACAACUACAAUUUGGAACAUCCCGAUGCCUUAUCAAAUGAAAUAUGUUGGUAAUCGUUCUUUAAUUAACAGAAACUACCCUUUAUAUUUCCCUGAAAUGAUAAAUGAAUCAAAUGUAGAUUCUUUUGUCAAAGGAAUGUCAUUUUUUAAUAAGAACAUAAUUCAGGUACGGCAAUAUUUAAAGUAUAGAUGA